Molecule: messenger RNA, 751 nt
Organism: Trichogramma pretiosum
Lineage: Eukaryota; Metazoa; Arthropoda; Insecta; Hymenoptera; Trichogrammatidae
Product: mitochondrial inner membrane protease subunit 2
Exons: 2
Coding region: 220-729 (169 amino acids)
Biological process (GO): mitochondrial respiratory chain complex assembly
Cellular component (GO): mitochondrial inner membrane peptidase complex; membrane
Molecular function (GO): serine-type endopeptidase activity
Source: RefSeq, a predicted model, not a curated record
UCACCUCGUUGCAGCAUCGUGUACGCACUUCGCACUGUUCAUUGUCAGACUGUCAUUCUUCACGUGUAAAUAUAAGUGUUUGGCUUGCUUAAAAUUUUUAGUGAAACAUCAAUAGUUAACCCAUAUGCCCUCGUUAUUAAUGCUCAAUUCCCUUGGCGUGAAACCCUUCAAAAACAAUUAUUUUCUUCGUGAACUUUCAUUGUCAACUCGUCUAAAUUAAUGGGAUUCACGUCAACAAUUCGCAGUGCAUUUAUAGGUUUACCAAUUGGCUUUUUGUUCUUCAGUCAAGUUGGUUACGUUGCACGGGUCGAGGGUGUCUCAAUGCAACCGGCCUUGAAUCCCGACAUUCAACAAGAAGAUUAUGUGUUCUUAAAUCGUUGGGUAGUUCGAGAUAAAAAUAUAAAACGCGGAGAUAUUGUGACGUUUAAAUCACCUAAGUAUCCGCACCAAAAACUCAUAAAACGCGUUAUCGGUCUUUCUGGUGAUGUUAUCCAUACCCUUGGUUACAGAAAAAACGUACUUGAGAUACCAGAAAGUCAAUGCUGGGUUGAAGGUGAUCAUACUGGACAUUCUAUGGACUCCAAUACUUUUGGACCAAUACCACUUGAUAACAUAACUGCCAAAGCUACGUUUAUUGUGUGGCCACCGGGUAGAUGGCAAAACUUAGAUAACAAUUACGUGCCUGAUAACCGCUUACCAUUAAAUGAAAUACACGUUAUAGCAGCAUAGUUAAAUAUAUUUUCUUACAAUC